Messenger RNA from Cuscuta epithymum, 2914 nucleotides. The record is from the annotation of a GenBank genome assembly. NCBI's taxonomy places the organism in Eukaryota, Viridiplantae, Streptophyta, Magnoliopsida, Solanales, Convolvulaceae.
AUGAUUGACCAGAUUUCACUUAUUGCCUGCUCGUUGGAUGGCAGCUUAAACAUUUCAUCAUUCUCUUCACCUGAGGUAUUAUCCUUGCUGCUGCUGGUGUUCUCCUGACUCUCAUUCUUACCUAGAAGCUUUAUACGAAGUAAAAAGCAACCUUUCUUGCUUUCUCUGCAGUCUCAACUCUCAUGAGCAGUUUUCAGGUACUUUUGAUGAUAUUUAGAUACAUUUGAGCAUAAAGAAAAAAUAGAUAAUAAAAGUUCAAGUUUGAUGUCAAUAAAAGUGGAAUCUCUUUCAAAGCAAAUAAGGAGUAAAUACAAGAAAAGAAGCCAAAAAAGUGACAAUCAAGAAGAUGGGAAUUGACCCCAGGUCGUUGGGUAGGAAGCAAACACAACCAACCAACGAGCUAGUCCUCAUUGCUGUGAACGAAAUCUGGCAAUUAAUACAUUCCUUUUGAAACGCAGCAAAGAAAAGAAGAACAAAAAGUCAAAGCCAAGAAUCGAUCCCGUGACCUCAGAGCUUUCCCCUAAGACGCUGGUCCGCUGAGCUGCUACAUACUAUUGGAAAUUUACUGCGCUUUGUUGUACAUAAACUAUAUGCUCCGUAAAUUCCAGCAAUUAAUCAUUAAUCAUCUUAUCAUUAUAUUGCCUUAAUCCAUCUCCCUCCACACAUAAUCUUGAGCCAACUUCUCUCUACACCUCCCAGAAUCAUUUCCUCCUCCUUCUCUCUUCAUUCUUCAUCUCCAAAUCAUCAACCAGUCUUCAACAUCAAUUAAUCACUUUCUCAAUCAAGAUUAAAGUCAAGAUUAGCAUCAAGCUCUAAGGUUUGUCAUCAAUGACAAGUUUGAUCUUGCUUAUCUCUUUAAAUCUUGUACUUCAAUCAUGAAUUCAUCUAUUUCUAAGCUUCCCAACAUGUAUAGCUAAAUAAAUUUGGGGCUAGAAAUUGGUUAAUUAAUUGUUCUUAUCAUGUUUUAAUUUGUAUCGAUUUUAAUUGUUAAGUUUGUUCUAUUUAGAUUGUUGUGUCCAGAAAAUUAAUUAUGUUAUGUUUGUGAUAUAUAUUAUGAGUACUCAAUCAUAAACAUAUUGUUUGUUAAAUACACAAAUGAACACUUUCUGAACACACCGUUAAACUUCUUUUACCUUGUCCUGGAUUGAAGUUUUACGGGAGAAUUUAAUUAUUUAAUUAUAUUAUUUACACCACGAUGUUGGGUAAAUAAUAUAGUUAAUAAUUAAGGUUGUCGUUGCACUUAAACAACUAGUCUCGUUUUGGCCAUCACUGGGAAAUGUUGACUAGUUACUUAUUUUAGAUGACUUGUGUUGGGUCCUAAAAUAUUUAUCCACAACUUCUCACAAUCUAUCUACGAAUAAAAUUAGCAAUUAUUUCUUUCAAUUAAACAUUGAACAAUUAGUUACCAAUUUCUACCCCUACUUGCUAUUGGUUGAACUUUGUGUUGAUAAAAAUCUCUCAUCUCAAUCACUUUUAUUUUAUUACUUUUCCAAGCAACCAAAAAAAAAUCAAAAGAAACGCACUCCCAACUUUAAUCCUUAGUUUGUGCUUAAUUAUUUUAUUUCCCGCUUCUCUGUGGUUCGACACCCUACUUCCUUGGGUAAAAAAAAUAGUUGCAUGCCCAUUAUAUGCUACACACCAACUUGGCGCUGUUGCUGGGGAAGCGGUUUUGAAAAAAAAAGUGAAAGCAUGAACUUUUGGUUUUAGUUAUUGUAAAUUGUGUGUAUAUUAUUUUCUUGUUAUCUUGUUUACUUUUGCAGGUUCAAAAAAAAAUCAUAAAAAAGUGAUUAAUUAAAGUUCAAAAAAAAAAAAAAUUGAACUGUGAUUAAUUACCUUACCUGAACAUUGGAGUUGGACUUGUUGACUGAACAUAUAUCUGGACAUUUGGACCAUUGGACAUAUUGUCACAUAUUAAUUCAACGGAUAAUCCGCCUAUAUGGUCGGACCGUUUACUUGUACAUAAUAAUUUAAAGGAUACUCCGCCUAUAUGGUCGGACCAACUCUUUAAUUUCUGCACUUUAAUUAUCGCACUUUAAUUUCUGCACUUUAAUUAUCGCACUUUAAUUUCAGCAAUUUAAUUUCUGCAUUUUUUUUUUGCAUCCCCAAGCUUGUCGGCCGUGUCUGCUUGUUGGUGGCGUGCACUUUUUAUUUUAUUUCUUAAUAAUCCCCAGACUGUCGGCACAGCUGCAUCUUGGUGGAGACUGUAUUUAUUACUGUAGUUAUUUUUUUUUUCUUCUUCUCAAAUCACCAUAUCUGUCGGCCCUGCCGCAUCCUGGUGAAUUACUGUAUAUAUUAAUACUGCUUUAAGGGCUCACUAGUCUUAUUCGGUUUAUGCCAAUUGACGACGUGCGAACCUUAAUUAAUUAAUUAAUUCCACAUUUUUUUUCUUUUCAUCUCUCUCUUUUCCCAAUCCCGAUUCCCUUCUGCUUAUGCUUACACGUUCACGUGGUGCAAAUUGUGAAUUGUUAUUCUUCAGACGAUGUUGAAAAGCAUUGAAAAGCACAUACGUGAACAGAAAAAAAUAAAAAAAAUGUCAAACGAUGUUGUUGUAAAUGAGCAGGAACCAGAUCAACAAAUCGUGGAUCAGGUUACAAGGACCAGGAAACCGUUGUAUGAUUAUGUUACGCCUCCCGUGGAUGAGCAUGACAGUGUUAUUCCGCCGGAGGUUAACAUGAACCAAUUUGAAAUCAAGCCUGCUAUCAUCCACAUGGUUUCAAAUGAUCGAUUUGGCGGAGCGCCAACGGAGGAUCCAAAUAAUCACAUCACAAAGUUCCUUCGAGCUUGUAACACCUUUAAAAUCAAUGGUGUGCCAUCUGAUGCUGUCAGACUACGCCUAUUCCCAUUCUCUCUACGGGAUCGAGCUCAGAGUUGGCUUGACUCUUUUCCAGACAAUCACUUCUCCACUUGGGAUCAA